Molecule: messenger RNA, 5013 nt
Organism: Hemicordylus capensis (graceful crag lizard)
Lineage: Eukaryota; Metazoa; Chordata; Lepidosauria; Squamata; Cordylidae
Gene: TDRD9
Product: tudor domain containing 9
Exons: 34
Coding region: 250-3717 (1155 amino acids)
Cellular component (GO): intracellular anatomical structure
Molecular function (GO): RNA binding
Source: RefSeq, a predicted model, not a curated record
AAUGCUCAACAAAGUGCUGGAGUCGAAUAUGUUGAAAGAUACCGACAACUGGAGGCAGAAGAACUUGAUGCAUUAGACAGCAGUUGUCCUCUCUGUGAACCAGCUCCAUUUCAACUGCCUCAGCUUGAACCCACUCCUGUGACUUCUAUAUCAGUUGGCAAAUACAAAUAUCCUGACUUGCCCAUAUCAAAAUACAAGGAAGAGGUUAGCUUAGAAAAAGUUGCAUCAAAGGACACAAGAUUGAUCUAUAUGACAACUGGCGUUCUCCUUCAGAAAGUAGUUGGGGCCAAAAGUCUUUCAGAGUUCACUCAUAUCUUCAUAGAUGAGGUACAUGAGCGUACUGAAGAAAUGGAUUUCUUGCUUUUGGUGGUUCGUAAACUAUUGCGCACCAAUUCAAGAUUUGUGAAGGUAAUUCUGAUGUCCGCGACAAUCAACUGUCAAGAGUUUGCCGACUACUUUGCCAUUCCAGUACGCAACAGACUACAUCCAGCCUAUGUGUUCAAAGUGGAAGGCAGGCCCCAUGCCAUUGAAGAAUACUACCUUGAUGACCUGAAGCAUAUUUUCAGUAAUAUCAGGAUUCCCGCACAAAUUGUUGAGGAGCCUGUGAUAAAUGCAGAAAUGUACAAAGCUACAGUCACUCUGAUCCAGUGGUUUGAUGAGCUGGAAAUGAAGGAGAGUGGUAUUGGGCCAGAAAACUAUAGUCUGGACUUUGUAUCUGAUCGUGGCAGUGUGUUGGUAUUUUUACCCGGUUUGGCAGAAAUAAACUACAUGCAUGAGCUUCUCACGAGCAUGGUUCAUAAAAGGUUGCAAGUAUAUCCACUCCAUUCUAGCGUCACAUUGGAAGAACAGAACAAUGUGUUCUUAGCUCCAGUUCCUGGUUACCGAAAAAUCCUUCUGUCUACAAACAUAGCUGAGAGCUCUGUAACAGUUCCCGAUGUCAAAUAUGUCAUCGAUUUCUGUUUAACAAGAACUUUAGUUUGUGACGAAGAUACCAACUAUCAAAGUUUAAGGCUAUGCUGGGCUUCUAAAAACAGCUGUAACCAGAGGAGAGGUCGAGCUGGCCGUGUUUCCAAAGGAUACUGCUACAGGCUGGUCUGCAAAGACUUCUGGGUGAAUGUCAUACCUGAGAGCACUGUACCUGAGAUUAUGCGAUGUCCUUUGGAAAGUACGAUAUUGAAGGUGAAACUGCUUGACAUGGGAGAACCAAGAGCUUUGCUAGCAACAGCUUUAUCUCCUCCCAGUAUAAGUGACAUUGAACGCACCAUUCUACAACUUAAGGAGAUUGGAGCACUUGCUAUUGGUGAACGUUCUGGACAAGAAAACCCUUAUGAUGGUGAGCUGACCUUCCUUGGAAGGGUAUUGGCACAGCUACCUGUGGAUUGGCACCUUGGCAAAUUAAUUGUUCUUGGCAACGUCUUUGGUUGUCUGGAAGAAUGUCUAAUAAUAGCUGCUGCCCUUUCUUUGAAGAACUUCUUUGCAAUACCUUUCAGGCAGCAUCUCGAUGGAUACAGGAAUAAAAUGCAUUUUGCUGGGAACAGCAAGAGUGAUUGCAUUGCGCUUGUUAAUGCCUUUAAGGAAUGGCAGUUAAACAAGCAACAAGGAAAACUUAGACAUCCCAAGGAUGAACUUGACUGGGGCCGUUCCAACUGCAUUCAUAUCAAGAGAAUUAGAGAGGUGGCUGAAUUGUAUGAGGAGUUGAAAAAAAGAGUCCAAGUAUUUAACAUGAACGUCAACCCCCAGCCACCCAGCAAGGAUCCUGAGCAAAUGUAUAAGCAGCGCUUCAUUUUGCAGGUGGUAAUGGCUGGAGCUUUCUAUCCAAAUUAUUUUACUUUUGGAUACCACGAUGAAGAAAUUGCUGCAAAGGAGCUGUCGGGCAAAGAUCCCAAAACAACUGUUAUGCUGAAGAACAUUCCCCCUUAUGGCUUCCUCUACUAUAAACAGCUGCAGUCCCUGUUUAGACAGUGUGGCCAAGUAAAAUCCAUUACCUAUGAUGGAUCCAAAGCCUUCAUAGAGUUCUCCCGGAACCCGACAGAUGGUUUUAGAACUCUUCCUGCAGUCUACAUGGCCCUCAAGAUGAAGCAGCUGCGGACUCCACUCAUACUGAAUGUACAUUUCCCAGAGGAGAUUGAGGGGGAAAUGAGAGGAACCACCAUGAUGGUCAGGGGCACACGAGUGAAUGUGGACUUCCAGAAGCAUACAGUAGCUCCCGUGCAGAAGUUCUUGGAUGCAUUGGAACAGAAGACCAUAACCAGCCUCCACUUAUCUAUCAACGUUACAGAGGUAGUAGAGGUUGGGCACUUCUGGGGCUACAGAAUAGAUGAAAAAAAUAUGAGUCUGCUGAAAAACAUCACUGCUGAGAUCAACCAGCUGGACCUGAGCCCUUUGCCAGUUCGUCCCUACCCAGAUUUGGUUUGUUUGGCCCCAUUUACUGACUGGGAGCACGAGAGAUACUACAGAGCCCAAGUACUGUUUGUGUCUGGGGAGAGUGCCGAGGUUUUCUAUGUAGAUUACGGCAAUAGAUCAAGAGUGGCUUUGGACCACUUACGAGAGCUUCCAAACCACCUUCGAGAGCUUCCUUUCCAGGCAUUGGAAUUCAAGGUGCGCCGAAUACGGCCCUCCGCCCACUCUCGUGUCUGUGGAGAACAGUGGAGUUACGCAGCAAGCCAAAGAUUUGCUUCCUUGGUCAACGGCUGUGCUCUGAUGGUGAAAGUCUUUUCAAUUGUGCAUGGUAUCUUGCAUGUGGAUGUGUUCCGGUAUUCAGGAGUUGUGGACAUUGUGAACCUCCGGGAUAUACUUAUUCAAGAAUGCUAUGCUGAGUUAGCGGAAGAUUCCUAUGAAUCAAAACUAAGCAAUGAAAGUCUCAAGGAGCUGUGUUCAAAGCCAGAAGAGAGAAAAGCGGAAGGAGCCGAAACUCUUCAGAAUAGUUCACAAGAAGAAGAGGAGAAUCUGAUUCAGAUGUUGCUGGAGAACUAUUCAGCCAGUAGGUUUAGUGCACCAAACUGCAAGGCAACACUUUUUGGCCCAUUUAACCCUUAUAUUUUGGAAUUCAGCAGUGUGACCAGAAUCUCCAAGUUCAGAACUGUCUCAGUAGAGAAGGAGAGUGUAAACUCUGUUGUUGUUAUAGAUGCCCCUGAGGAUUUAUUUCAGCAAAUGUUGAUUGCUGCCUCCGUAUCAAUAAAUACAACAGGAUCCACAAUGUUGCUAAGGGAGACUUCUCUAAUGCCACACAUUCCUGGACUCCCAGCAUUACUUAGUAUGCUGUUUGCUCCAGUUAUAGAUCUCAGGGUUGAUGAAAGCAGGAGGCGAUAUAUUGGUGUGCUUUGUGGUUUGGGAUGCAACCGUACCCUGAGAACCCCAAUCUUUCCAGACCAUGACAUGGAGCUUGCAUUUGAUGUACAGAUUGAUGUGGAUGAUUUAACACAGAUAAACAUUCUGAGGACUGCCAUCAACAAAUUAGUCUGUGAUGGCUCAAAUGGCCUGCUACGUAUUGGCCAGGAGAGAAUUGCCCAGCUACAGAAUGCGGCUCGUCAGAAGCUUUUAAAACUGAUUUGCAAAUCAAAGCCUCGUGAAGUAAUUUCUCCUGUCUUUUAUGCAAAGCCGUAUGAAUGGAAUCAGCUGGCGUCCAACCUUCUCAUUGACCAGUCUGAACUUCAAGAUGCAAGAGGGAAAAGUGCCUUCUUAUACCGGUUGCAUAAGUUGGUUUUGUUAAAUAACUAAAGCUCCAGUGCUAAGCAUGUUUACUGGAAGGAAGUCCCAUUGAAAUAGCUGGAAUUUAUUUCCACAUUAGUGUAUUCAGAUUAAGUUUUCACAGAAGGCUAGUUGUGAAGCACAGUACAAAAGAAAUGUUUUUUAAAAAAAUUAAUGUGAAGUUUUUAAGUUUAACUAUAUGUUUUCUGACAAAUUUGUUGAACCUAAAAAGAAUCCAAGUAUAUGCAUUAUUAUGCCUGUAUUUAGAAUGACUAUGUUUAAACAAAGAAAAAACAGACAUAUUUUGCUAUGGUUAUGAGUUGCAGGAUAGCCUUGAAAACAUGGUUACUUACGAGGGAGACCAAGUGAAACGAAUGUAAUUUAUGCAACAGCUUCAGUUUAACUCUUUAGUUGAACAUUGCUACAGCUGGGUUCAGACAUAACAGAAAGCCACAGAUUGCUCCUAUGGGAACAAGUUCCUGUCGGCCACAACCUUCUAUGUUCUUCUCUCUCAAAGGCUUUCUAGAGUCUAGACAACAGUAAAAUAUGCUAUAAACAGAACUUGUGGCCUGGGAACCUAUGGAGAAUCCACUCCCACAGGUUCUUCUUGUCCUCUGGGAUCUGACAGAGAAUUGGGAAGAACACUCCUGGUGCAAUUUGUGUUGCACCCCCUACUGGAUUUUUGUGAUUUACAAAAAUGCUCUUGCUUUUCAUGAUUAACUCAACCCUUUUUGAACAUUUUUUUUUUUGCUGGGGCAGGGGGAGAACUGAAUUAAUCACGAAAAGCAAGAGCUGGUCAGCAGGGGAAGCAGAGUAAAGAACGUUGGGAGUUUUCUUCCCAUGUGACCUCCAUGUCAGAUACCAGAAGAAAAGACAGCGGCAGUCUGCAGGAGGGUCUGAAUUCCCUCUAAGCUUGAUUCACAAGCUCGGUUUGUAGUGUGUUUUACUGCUGUCUAGAAAGCCUCUUUCUCUUAAGCAUGUGAAAGGAGAGUGAAAGUUUCUGCUUUCAGUUUGAACCAACCACAUUCCUGCUCAGAACUGUGGCUUAUUCAAACUGCAUGUAGAGAAAACAACGAUUAAAGUAGCUUCCAAUCUAGUUUUGUUCCCUUGAAAAAGGAGGAGCAGGGAAUGCACAAACCCAUGGCUUGCAAAGUCUCAUUCUCCUACUGGCAAACCAUGGUUUCCAGUUGCAUCUGGACUGAGCAUAUGUUGGCUUUUGCCUUUGGAUUAAAGUACACUGGAAAUUCUAAGUGUUGCAUUCAAUAUUUAUUUUCUGUUAGCUCUAUACCAAAUUUCUGUUCAAUAAAAUAAAGUUAUUGAAUAUAA